Molecule: messenger RNA, 470 nt
Organism: Paramormyrops kingsleyae
Lineage: Eukaryota; Metazoa; Chordata; Actinopteri; Osteoglossiformes; Mormyridae
Gene: coa5
Product: cytochrome C oxidase assembly factor 5
Biological process (GO): mitochondrial respiratory chain complex IV assembly
Cellular component (GO): mitochondrion
Source: RefSeq, a predicted model, not a curated record
UGAUUCCCCCUCCAGUGCAGUAGGUGGCAGCAGGCACGUUUCCUACAGCUAAAGGAGUUUACAAAUUCAGUCGAAGAAGUAUUUCAUUAUGCUCGUAUGAUUGCUUGAAACAGCUUUUGAAGAUUCAUAACAGGGAUUAUAUUUAUUAAGAUAUUUUCAUUUUUGGUAAUCUGACAAAAUGCCCAAAUAUUACGAAGAUAAAGAAGAUGAUUACAGAGCGUGUGCGGGUGUCAGAGAAGACUUAAAAACGUGUCUCCUUCAGCACGACUGUGUUACCAAGGAGGGGAAGAAGCCAAGCCAAUGCUUGAAAGAAGGUCACUGCAAAGGUCUGCAAGUGUCGUUCUUCGAAUGCAAGAGGUCCAUGUUGGAUAACAGAUCACGAUUCAGGGGCAGAAAGGGAUACUGAUGGGAAGAGAAUGACUGGAUGUGCAAUUGUACAUAACAAUGUAUAUAAAAUAAUUUGAAAACAA